Molecule: messenger RNA, 2964 nt
Organism: Peronospora farinosa
Lineage: Eukaryota; Oomycota; Peronosporomycetes; Peronosporales; Peronosporaceae
Source: the annotation of a GenBank genome assembly
AUGCUUAAGUGGAGAGUAAAUAGUUAUAUCCUGAGUGUUUGUCUCUUAAUCUCCGAGUACGUACGACAGCAAGAGCAAGAUGCUCGACAAACUCAUACGAAUGAAGACUCCGUUGUAUCUCUAUCGGAUCCACCCAUUGCCGCUGUAUCACGUGCUCCAAUUAUCAGCAGACGGUCUUUCAACGCCCUCGCUCGGUUUUUAACUCUGGAAAUUCAAUACCCCAAGAGGAAUAUCACUACUCAGAGGUAUUGUACAACCCUUCACAGUUUAUUGCGUCGUUUGGAUAUUAAUUUACACAGUCAAUCCGAUUUUGAGCUCUUGUCCUGGCAAGUGGUCAGUAUCUUGACUACAAUUGAUAGUCCUGAUGCUGUAUGGAACACUAUUGAGCAAAUUACGGAAUGUGUCACGCCACUAGAACCUCAUUUUCAAGAAAAUGUGGAGACGGACGACGUGGAUUCAACGAGUUCGACACUUGUUCGUACGAGUUUAUUGGGUGUCUAUGUCCGUAGCUUUUUACUGGCAGUGAAUUGCCUAUUAUUUGACGGUCUUUCCAGACUUUUUGACGACGUGCAGCAGUAUUUGGAACAAUUUAGACAAGAUAUGCAGAGAGAGAAGAUGUUCAAGAGAGAUAACGAGGAGGAAGAGGAGGAAGAGAAGGAAGAGAAGGAAGAGAAGGAGGAGGAAGAGAAGAACGAGGAGGACAAUAGCUCUUUGGAGCUCUUGGAGUCACCUGCAGCGCAGCAUUUGUGGAGGGCUACUAAAGUAAAAGACGACGACGAGAUGCUAUUAUCGCCGAUACAAUCGGGAAGUACGACGCCGACAAACAAUUUACGAGUAAGUAAUCUGAUGACUCUUGCAAACUCAAAACUUGACUCACAGGUAUUGGUAGAGAAGUUGCUGGUAGUGGAAGCUGCUCAAGAAGAAACUGACCCGACAGUGUGGUCGAAUGAUCAACUGAAUUACAUUUUAAGUGACAUGAUCCGACAAAUUGAGAUCGGGAGGAGUUGUCAGGAACGAGGCUCGCAGCGAACAGAGGAUCUGUCGACACAAGACCAAAUACGUCUGCUUCACAGGAAGAUGGAUCAAUCCAAUUCUAACGUGCUUUUUGUAAGGUAUUUAUGUUUUCUGAGCGAUCGUGAUUAUCAAGGUGCACUUGACAGUCUGCAUCAGUACCACGACGUGCUUUCUCCACGACAAGGCGAUUGCUUGAGUGGUAAUGCUGGCAGCGAUGGUAACAGCUCCACGUCAAGAUCAGCAGGAAGCGCUGGAUUGCACUUUCAAGGAAGUGGCAUCCAGUAUGCAGCGCUAAAUCUAGCAGGUUUGCAGAUUGUAUUCGAUCACUGUAAUGCCGCUCAAGAAAGUAUUCAAGAAGCAAUUCGGGUUGCUCAGCACCACGGAGACCACAUAUGUGUGGCGUUUGCGCUUGCCUGGAUGAUUCGCAUCAAUCUUAAGAUUGGAGCGUCGAAAGACGAUGUACUGCAGUUAGUCGGCAGUUGUUUGGAUCGUGCCAAGGAGUUGCGUCUUCCAGCUUUGCAGGUGCUGGCAACCUUGACGGAAGUGGAGAGCGACUUGAUGCGCUACAACACAACUAGACCCGAGGCGGUGGGGACAGUGUCACAAUUGGUCUCACACAUUUUUGCUGCUCAUGCGCCUGCACCUCGACCGAUCCACAUUUGGUCACGCUUGUACGCAACAAUGCAAUCGAUCGCGUCGAUAUCAACACCACCUUCUAGCUUUUCCAAUAACAGUACGCGGGCAAUGAAUGCACUACAAGCUCAAGUGAGUGCAGGGUCUGAUUCUUGUGGCCGAUUUAGUGGAAGUGGCAUGGAUUGGGUAAAGUCAACAGAAGCAAUUCUCGACACUGUUUGGAAUCUGAGUGGGAAAGUCACGCUCUCUACAGCAGCCGGGUGGGGUCUGUUUGGGCAGCGGUCUUUGGAGAAAGUGUACAACCGCAUGCAUUUGUUGUGUUACGAAGACUCGGCUAGUACAGGAGAAAUUGUGCAAACGGUGAGUCGAAUGGCGAUAUCCAACCUUGCACAGACUGACAAGGGAGAGGUUGUGUACGUUCGGGCACUCAAGUUUCUCGUCGGCCUCUGCGAGGAUGAAAGUGGCGCUGAGAAGCGACGAUACUUGCUUGAUGAUAUGACAUUCCAGAGAACACUGCACUAUCUGUUCUUUUUGUGGGCACUGCAAAGAGGAGAAUUUAUGCGCGGAGAGGUUCAUCUGAAUGCGAUCCUCGUGUUAUCUCCUCAAGGAAAAGAUUUUCCCUCUUAUCUCGAGGCACUCAUGUUAAAGGCAAACUUGUGGACUUCUGUCGACGACUACACUCGAAGUCUUGAAUUGCUUGAGAGUCUAGAAAGUACGUGUGCAGAGCUUGGUUUUGCUCAUCUGCAUGCCCAGGUGCUAAUUGCAAUCAGCCGAACUCGUUUUCAAGCUGCUGCACCACAUGCACCGUUUGCGUCGCUAAAUGUACUGCUCAAGAGCGUGGAUAUUUGCCGAAGGCACCAUUAUGAUCUUCUGUUGGCGGAAGCCCACGUUGUUAUGGCUGAAAUUUACAUCGCAAUGGGAAAGCUACAAGAUGCAUACUCGCUGUUAAACGAUCAGAUGCCGCUGGUGAUGGAGCAUGGCACUGUUGGCCUUCGUGGAGAGUGCUUACUUGUGUUAGGUAAGACAAUGGUUGCAAGCAUCAAGCGACUCGAGGAGGGUGCAAACGGGCCUAGUUCUGCUGCUAAGAAUGCCAUUGUCACGCUUCGCGCAAGUGCAGAAAUGUUUAUGCUGGUGCAAAACAUGCGGCGACUAAAGGAGGUCUGCUACAUGCAAUCCAUCGUCUACAAUCACAUGACUCAUGAAGCAGAACACUCACAACUUAAACGAGCUGCCUUUCUUACCGUCGAGCCAUUCUUCAACCUAGAAACUCCUGAAACUAUCCGCCGAGUGAUCGCCCACCGUUUAAGCGAGUGCUAG